AUGGAAUGUAGUAGAGUGGAGCGGAAGCAGGGACCAACAUAUGACCGCGAAUUCUGGUGGGCAGUGAUUGAGCAGCUUAAUCUACAAUACGAGCAGCAGACGCAACAACAGCAGCAGCCGCAACAACAGCAGCAGACGCAACAUCAGCAGCAGACGCAACAACAGCAGCAGCCGCAACAUCAGCAGCAGCAGGCGCAAAAACAGGAGCAGCAGAAAUCUGAAGAUUUUCAAUUCUGGUCGGCAGUGUUUGAGCGCCUACAGCAGAAUCUACAACAACUGCAGCAGGAGCAACAAGAGCAGCACCAGGCGCAAGAACAGCAACAGCUGCAACAACAGCAGCAGGCGCAACAACAGCAGCAGCCGGAACAACAGGAGCAGCCGCAAAUACCCACACCACCGCCGGCAACGACUGGUAGCAGUCUACACCAGUCACAGUAUGGUAACACGCCGACGGCAUCCUCCCUCAGUGGACCGAGUGGCAGAGCCGUAUACGCUGAUACGAGCUCUCCGUACUAUCGUCCUGGCAACAGCCCGGUGCAGCAUGGUCACCCACCUUACUCUGGAUAUUCGGUGAAGGCACUGUCGGGACACCAGCGCAGUAGUCCUCCGGCGCGGUGUGGUGGUUCGUCACCGCCAUCGCAAGCAUCACCUGAAUCCCAGGAGCAACCCCAGGAGCAGCCAGAGCUAGAGCACCAGCAACUCCAUCAGCAGCAACAGCAGCAAUGGCCUUCCUGGCCAAGCAUGGACCCCAGUCAAGAACCAUUGUCAGGCACAUCCGACAUCACUGGUGAAGGUGAAAAUCAACAAGCUCAGUCCAAACGUGGAGGACCUUUUGCUGAAAACUCCUGGAAGUCCCCCGUAGAAGUCUUCCUGGAAGCCAAUGGGCUGUCCAUCGACGACGACUUGCGGGAUGAGAAAGUGCAAGAUGCAUUGAGGCGGUACAGUUUAACCGGUGAUCCAUAUUAUCUAUAUUUAGAACCCGAGGUCUCAAGCCAGAUCAGGCGUAACCGUCUCAAACUGGCAAAGCUGUAGCGCCUAACCCUUUGGUUUUCCAACUCUGUCACCGUUGCAAACUUCGCAAGUCGACUCUUCCAGGUUUUUUGUCCACUGCUGUCGUCUGCAUUCAUUUUCUCUGCCAUAUGUCUGGCGUUUGUUUUGCUGUAGAUAUGAUCACCGGGUUUUACCUUCAUCUCUUCCUUCUCUUAUGCGUUAUCUCUUCCCUACUUUAUUAUUGGGAAGAUAAUCGCUUUUGGA
Sycon ciliatum is the source of this 1254-nucleotide messenger RNA. RefSeq names its product adenylate cyclase, terminal-differentiation specific-like. NCBI's taxonomy places the organism in Eukaryota, Metazoa, Porifera, Calcarea, Leucosolenida, Sycettidae. The transcript has 4 exons. The record is from RefSeq and is a predicted model, not a curated record. The coding region runs from base 1 to 1032 and encodes 343 amino acids.